UUCUGAUAUUAUGUUUGGAAUUUUUUAAAGAUCAAAGCUUAUGUUCUUCUUGAUGGCCAAAAAAAAAAAGGCUUAUGUUCUUCUUACAUUUUCCAGAUCUUCCAGAACUUUCAAAGAAUUAUCCUAGUUUAUGGUUUACAGAGUCUAAAUAUCAUGACACUGGAUCUUCCCUCUGGCAUAACUUGAUUGCGAGCACCUUUGGAAUUGAUGACCCAAAAGUUUUCACUGGACAACCUGGUGUAGCUGACUUUAUAACUCAUAAGCUAACUGAUAUUAGAUUGCCAACAACCUCAGAUGUUGUAACUUGUGGCGACAAGUCAAUUGCUGAUUUAGAUAUCAAAAUACAAGCAGUGACAGAAUCUUCAGAGAAAGCAACUGAGGUGCCACCGGAGCAUUGUUUUAAGUUGAUUAAUCCCCAGUUUUGGAAUGAUUCUGUUCCUCAGAUGAUGGUAUCUGUUGGAAAUCAAUCCAAAGACAGUGUUACAAAUAAUAAUCAAUCAGGGGAACUGAAUAAACUUGACAGUUUUGGAAGGUGGAUGGAUAAAGAAAUUGGUGCAGAUUGUGAUGAUUCCUUGAUGGCAUCUGACUCUGGAAAAUACUGGAAUACUCUUGACACUGGGACUGAUGACAAGGAAGUAUCCAGUUUAUCCCACCACAUGCAGUUGGAUAUGGAUUCUCCAGGCCCUUAUCUUUCUCAAGAACAACCAUUUAGGAUUCUCGAUAUUUCACCUAAUUGGGCUUAUUCAGGGGUUGAAACAAAGGUUCUAAUUGUUGGUGAAUUUUUUGGAAACAAGGAGCUUUCAUCUGCUACAAAGUGGGGUUGCAUGUUUGGUGAAAUUGUAGUAUCUGCUGAGGUUUUGACUAACAAUGUCAUUAGAUGUCAAACGCCUUCACAUUCGCCUGGGAAUGUUCCAUUUUACGUCACUUGCAGUGACAGGUUAGCUUGCAGUGAAGUAAGAGAGUUUGUUUUUCAUGAAAAGCCAUCUGGAGUUUCAUCAUAUGUUCCUGUCAAAAAUACCCCAAAAGAGGAAGUGUGCCUUCAAAUUCGUCUAGAAAAACUGUUCACUAUAGGUCCAGAGAGAAAGUGGUUGCAUUGUUCUGUGGAGGAAUGUGAUAAAUGUAAGCUGAAAGAUACCAUUUGUUUAAUGUCAAUACCUGGUGCUGGAGAAUCUAAAGACAGUUUAAUUCAGAAUAUGCUGAAAGAUAGACUUUCUGACUGGAUACUAUGCAAAGUUCAUGAAGAUAGCAAGGCUCUACAUGUUCUAGAUGACAAAGGUCAAGGAGUUAUACACUUGGCAGCUGCACUUGGCUAUGACUGGGCAAUAGGGCCUAUAGUUGCUGCUGGUGUCAAUCCAAAUUUCAGAGAUAUACGAGGAAGAACAGCACUACACUGGGCGUCAUGUUAUGGAAGGGAGGAAACAGUCAUUACACUUAUCAGAUUAGGGGCAGCCCCUGGUGCUCUAGAGGAUCCAACAACAGAAUUUCCUGGUGGAAGAACUGCUGCUGAUUUAGCAUCACGUAGAGGGCACAAAGGGAUUGCUGGGUACUUGGCUGAAGCAGCUUUAACUGCUCAUCUCUCCUCAUUGACUGUCCACCAUAAUGAGACAGACAAUGUUGCAGCAGUCAUUACAACCAAAGAGGCUGCAGCUCAAGUUGUGUUGUCUGAUGGUGACAGGGUGAUAGAUGAGCAGUACUCCCCGAUUGCUGCUGUCAGAAAAUCAACACAUGCAGCUGCUCUUAUUCAAGAUGCUAUAAGACAAUUAAUUAGGUUCAGCAAUGAAUCCAAUGAUGCAUCGGAAGUUUCAGUUGACAGAGGUCUUCUGGGUUCUUUGAACAAGGUACACAAGAUUGGUAAUUUGCAUGCUGCUGCUGUAAAGAUCCAGAAGAAGUACCGUGGCUGGAGGAGAAGAAAGGAUUUUUUGAAGAAACGCAGCCAUAUUAUAAAAAUUCAGGCAUUUGUAAGAGGACAUCAAGUUCGUAAGCAAUAUAAAAAGGUUGUCUGGUCAGUUGGUAUAGUAGAGAAGGCUAUAUUACGUUGGCGGCGUAAACGGACUGGGUUACGAGGUUUUCGAGCUAAAUGUUCAAUUGGACAUACAGUAGCUGAGUCUGAGAGAACUGAUGAAUAUGAAUUUCUUAGAAUUGGCUGUAAAGAGAAGAUUGCUGGAGUUGAGAAAGCUCUUGCCAGAGUGAAGUCCAUGGUUGAUUACGCAGAAGGACGUGAUCAGUAUAUGAGGCUAGUUAGAAAAAAUGAGGAAUUGAAGGUAGUCUAGUACUGAAAAUUACUUGUGAUUGUGGUGCCAUGAUUUAUCAUUGGUUAUAAUAGUUGAAAUUUUCUGCUGCUAAGUAAUUAUUUGUGUUUGUAUGCAAAGGUGGCUGACAAAGUAACCAGCUCACAACAGCAAGGUGAAAACUCAUGAAUGAUCAGAGAAAGGUUCAUGUGCAAUAUGGCGGCUGAAUGUCAUCAAGCUUUCUGUGGUAAGAUGUUAUAUAGCUUUAAAUCUUACCUUUUACUGGUAUCCCACAUGCUCGUAUUUUGCCAAUUGUCAAUACUUAGGAUAGAAAAAACAAGGGAAGGGAAAUGUAAAUUGGUGUCAUUCUCACUUUUUCCAUCCGCUAUUAACAGUAUAGUCAAUUCACGUGUAAGUAGAAAAGCAGAAGAGGUAGCUCUCUAUUAAAGAAGGAUGAAAUUGAAGAGAAUCAUGUAUCAGCGUGAAACUGAGUUUGAAAAUCGGCACUUGCCGAAUUCAGAAAACUUGGAUAUCACUAACUAUAGCAGCUCAAAGUUAUGUAUCCAUGUAAUGGACUACAAUCUUAUCUAAUUAAUUAUGUAUGUCAUAUAGUUACUGAAUACACAAAUUUCAAAAUG
This is a messenger RNA of Rubroshorea leprosula, 2866 nucleotides long. The record is from the annotation of a GenBank genome assembly. Lineage: Eukaryota; Viridiplantae; Streptophyta; Magnoliopsida; Malvales; Dipterocarpaceae.